UGGAGUUCUGUCAUUUUCAGUUAGUUUUUGUCGAUUUUUUGAUAUUGUUGUUAGUGAGUUUGUGAUUGUGUUUGUGUGUUUUCAGGCCUAUUAAGAUGAGGAUGAUUCUGAUGGUUUGCUUUAUAGUGAAUGCAGUGACAGGACAAUUCAAGACAGUUGCGACGGAAAAUGAAGUUAGGGCAUACAUGGGUGAUUCCGUGGCCUUACCCUGCAGGGUGGACACGAAACAGUGCGGUCAGCUCCACAGCGUGAAGUGGUACAAGGACGCCAACCGAGUGUACGUCCUGAGCCACGCCGGCCAGGGUCGGGCGGAAGGAGACGCUACGGAAAGGUCGCGGUGCUGAUGUCACCGCCCAAGCGAAGCAGAACUGGUUUCCAUUCCUCAAAAUAAAA
Molecule: messenger RNA, 393 nt
Organism: Leptinotarsa decemlineata (Colorado potato beetle)
Lineage: Eukaryota; Metazoa; Arthropoda; Insecta; Coleoptera; Chrysomelidae
Gene: nrm
Product: neuromusculin
Biological process (GO): cell-cell adhesion
Cellular component (GO): plasma membrane; cell-cell junction
Molecular function (GO): cell adhesion molecule binding
Source: RefSeq, a predicted model, not a curated record